AUGAUGAAGAACAAGCGGACGAAUACUCGGCCAUUGGAGGAUGCGUCUACUGCGCCAGACACCUUCAAUGACGGCCUUCCACUGCCAAAACUGAUCGCAUUCGAUCUGGAUUACACUCUUUGGCCGUUUUGGGUCGAUACACAUGUCAGCGCACCCAUCAAACCUCGCGAUAACAAUUCUCGCUGUGUAGACAAGUAUGCACCCGAGAACCCCGAGCAUUACCUCACAUCCGAUCGUCAGACCUAUUCUGAUUUCCCUAUGCUGAUCCUGUAUGCUUCAUCUAGAUGGAACGAAUCGUUCGCUUUCUACCCUGCUGUUUCUGCGAUUAUCUACGCUUGCAAAACUCACUCGAUUCCCCUUGCUCUUGCCUCCCGCACACACGCCCCCGACCUUGCUCGCGACAUGCUCAAGGCGCUUCACAUCAUCCCAACCUUUUCAGAUAACCCGGCCGCGAAGGCACGCUCCAGCCGGGCACUAGACUACUUUGAUUACAUCCAGAUAUUUCCUGCUACGAAGACACAACACUUUUCCAAAAUCCAACAAGCCAGCGGGAUUGCUUAUGAGGAUAUGCUGUUUUUCGACGAUGAAGCGCGCAACCGCAACGUUGAGACUGAACUCGGGGUCACAUUCUGCCUCGUUCGAGAUGGGAUGACGAAGGCGGAGGUGGAUCGCGGAGUUUGGGCCUGGAGAAAAAGGAAUGGUAUUAAAUCGGCGACGCAGAAGCAGGAGAGUGCAGAAUGA
Molecule: messenger RNA, 741 nt
Organism: Aspergillus clavatus NRRL 1
Lineage: Eukaryota; Fungi; Ascomycota; Eurotiomycetes; Eurotiales; Aspergillaceae
Product: Mg-dependent acid phosphatase
Exons: 1
Coding region: 1-741 (246 amino acids)
Molecular function (GO): acid phosphatase activity
Source: RefSeq, a predicted model, not a curated record